CAGAGAAGGGACAAAAUGGCGCCGCGAUUCAAACGCUGCGCGCUGCGUGCCGGCGGGGGGGCGGCGGGGGGGGGGCGGUGUCCCGGCGGGGUUCACUGCGCCUGCGCCUGGAGUUGCAAGAUGGCGGACAGUGCGGAACUAAAGCAAAUGGUUAUGAGCCUUAGAGUUUCUGAACUGCAAGUACUUCUGGGUUACGCGGGAAGGAACAAGCACGGACGAAAACACGAACUUCUCACAAAAGCACUGCAUUUGUUAAAGGCUGGCUGCAGUCCAGCUGUACAAAUGAAAAUCAAAGAACUCUAUAGGCGAAGGUUCCCUCAAAAAAUCAUGACACCUGCAGACUUAUCUAUCCCCAGCGUACACUCGAGCUCCAUGCCAGCAACUUUGUCUCCGUCUACCAUUCCACAGCUCAGUUACGAUGGCCACCCUGCCACGUCACCAUUGCUUCCUGUUUCGCUUCUGGGACCUAAACAUGAACUGGAACUCCCCCAUCUCACAUCUGCGCUCCACCCUGUCCAUCCUGACAUAAAACUUCAGAAAUUACCUUUUUAUGACUUGUUGGAUGAGCUGAUAAAACCUACCAGCCUAGCAUCAGAUAAUAGUCAGCGAUUUCGAGAAACCUGCUUUGCAUUUGCACUGACGCCACAACAAGUGCAGCAGAUCAGCAGUUCAAUGGAUAUUUCUGGGACCAAAUGUGACUUCACAGUACAGGUCCAGCUAAGGUUUUGUUUAUCAGAAACCAGUUGUCCACAAGAAGAUCACUUCCCACCUAAUCUGUGUGUGAAAGUAAAUGGGAAACCAUGCAGCCUUCCAGGCUAUCUUCCACCAACCAAAAAUGGUGUUGAACCAAAGCGACCUAGCCGACCAAUCAACAUUACCUCACUCGUCAGAUUAUCUACGACGGUACCAAACACAAUUGUUGUUUCAUGGACUGCAGAGAUUGGAAGAAACUAUUCCAUGGCAGUCUAUCUUGUAAAGCAGCUGUCCUCUACGGUGUUACUGCAGAGGUUGCGAGCAAAAGGAAUACGGAACCCUGAUCAUUCUAGAGCACUAAUUAAAGAGAAACUGACUGCUGAUCCAGACAGUGAAAUAGCAACAACAAGCUUAAGAGUUUCUCUUCUUUGUCCACUUGGUAAAAUGCGGCUAACUAUACCAUGUAGGGCCCUGACUUGUUCACACCUGCAAUGUUUUGAUGCCACUCUGUAUAUUCAAAUGAACGAAAAGAAACCAACCUGGGUUUGCCCUGUCUGUGACAAGAAGGCUCCCUAUGAACAUCUCAUUAUUGAUGGGUUGUUCAUGGAAAUCCUGAAGUAUUGUACAGAUUGUGAUGAAAUUCAGUUUAAGGAGGAUGGAUCGUGGGCUCCUAUGAGAUCGAAGAAGGAAGUACAGGAAGUAACUGCAUCUUACAAUGGAGUUGAUGGAUGCAUAAGCUCUUCCUUGGAGCAUCAGGUGUCUUCUCACCAACAGUCAAAUAAAAAUAAGAAAGUAGAAGUGAUUGAUUUAACCAUUGAUAGCUCAUCAGAUGAAGAGGAGGAAGAACCAUCUGCAAAGAGAAGCUGUCCUUCCAUAUCUCCAGCAUCACCAUUAAACAAUAAGGGCAUUUUAAAUUUACCCCAUCAAGCAUCUCCUGUGUCAAGAACACCAAGCCUUCCUGCUGUUGACACUAGCUACAUCAAUACAUCACUUAUCCAAGACUACAGGCAUCCAUUCCAUAUGACACCUAUGCCUUAUGACUUGCAAGGUUUAGAUUUCUUCCCUUUCCUGUCAGGAGACAAUCAGCAUUACAACACAUCCCUUCUUGCUGCUGCAGCUGCGGCAGUUUCUGCAUCAGAUGAUCAAGAACUCUUACACUCUCGUUUUUUCCCAUACACUUCAUCUCAGAUGUUUCUCGAUCAGCUAAAUGCAGGAGGAAGCAGUUCUCUGCCAGCCACAAAUGGUAGCAAUAGUGGCAGUAACAGCAGUCUUGUUUCCUCCAACAGCCUGCGAGAGAAUCAUGGUCAUCCAGUUGCAAGUAGGAGCAGCACGGACACGGCGUCUAUCUUUGGUAUCAUACCGGACAUUAUUUCGUUGGACUGAUUUUUGGAGUAAAUGAACUCGUCAGAGGAAAUCUUUGUGCUUGGUUUUACUUUAUGUUAGAAACAUAGACAAGUUUUUUUCCUUUUUUAGGGAAAAAAAUUUAUGUGUACAGAGAACAAAAGUAUAUUUUCAGUUUUACUUUUGUAUAUAAACCUAAGAUGGCCUCACUGGUAAAAAUAAGAAAAAAAACCACAAAACAAAAAAAAAAUUAUCAAAAACAAGGAGCUUCAGUUCAUUUUUAUGGAUGCUGAAGAUUUUACACCUGUGCAUUUGUCAUGGAGUUACUUUUUUUUUCCCCAUAGUUUGGACACAAAUGGCAUUAUUUUCUUCACAGUAACACAAACAGAAAAGGAGCUGAACUUCUAAAGUUCAAACUUGUGAGCGGGUGUUUUCUCCUCUUGGAGACAUUUACCUUUGGUGGUGGGAUCUAAUUCCCCACCCCAUAUUUAGUGCAGAAUUUAUUAUUAUGCUUAAAGCGGAAUAAACCCUACCCAAACUGUUCCACAGCAUCCCCUCUGUUUGCAGGACAGAGCCUUUCAGGAGUGGGUUUGGUGUUUCAGGAUUUUUUUUGUCAUUUCUGGUUCUAUGUGACCCUCUAUUCAGACAAUUUUUUUUUUUAAUUCCAUGCUUUAGUCAAGCAUGUUGCAAGCUCAUUAGUGCACCAAUUAUUCUUGAGGGCCAGACUCAAUAAAAUCUCAGGCUGAGGAAAUUACUUGGCUGUGUUUAUGUGGGACAGGACAAUUUUUAUAGAAUCUAGCCCAAAAUAAAAGCAUUGACACAUUGGACUGUAGGGUUUUGUUUCUAAGAACUUACUAUGAAAUCCUUUUAAAAUAACUUAAGAUCCUGAUCAGCAAAAUAUUAAGCAUGUGUCAGUUUUAAAUUUGUGGAACUGCUUGUGCUUUAAAAUUAGCCAUGCGUGUAUAAAUGGCCUAUUGAGUGGAGGCCUAUCUUGUUCUGUCUGGAGAAACCUACUUUUAGCUGCAGUAGAUCAAAUUUCUGCUUAAAAGUGAACUUGUCAACAAAAGGAAGAAAAUACAAAUACCAACACGCUAUUGCAUGGUUUGUGCAGCUGAUAAUGGUCUUACAGUGUCUCCUGAGUUCACAUUCGUCAGAAUUAAUAUAUAAUGUUCAAUGUGAGUCUCUUAAACCAAAAACCAACCCAAUAAAAAAGCACCACCCUGUA
This is a messenger RNA of Aquila chrysaetos chrysaetos, 3259 nucleotides long. RefSeq names its product protein inhibitor of activated STAT 1 (gene PIAS1). The coding region runs from base 16 to 2076 and encodes 686 amino acids. The record is from RefSeq and is a predicted model, not a curated record. The transcript is spliced from 14 exons. Gene Ontology annotation, molecular function: SUMO ligase activity; zinc ion binding; transcription coregulator activity. Gene Ontology annotation, biological process: regulation of transcription by RNA polymerase II; protein sumoylation. NCBI's taxonomy places the organism in Eukaryota, Metazoa, Chordata, Aves, Accipitriformes, Accipitridae.